Molecule: messenger RNA, 1983 nt
Organism: Oryzias melastigma (Indian medaka)
Lineage: Eukaryota; Metazoa; Chordata; Actinopteri; Beloniformes; Adrianichthyidae
Gene: atp6ap1a
Product: ATPase H+ transporting accessory protein 1a
Exons: 11
Coding region: 47-1513 (488 amino acids)
Cellular component (GO): proton-transporting V-type ATPase complex
Source: RefSeq, a predicted model, not a curated record
CGGUCACGUGACUGCUGACGUAGCGCCAGCUGUCAGGACCGUGAAGAUGGCGUCGUCAGGGUCAGCGCUUCUCCGCAGCAUCCCUGCGGUCUCCGCCGUCCUCCUCGCCCUGGCGGCCUCGCUGGACAGGGGCAGCUGCAGCGAGCAGGUCCCGCUGAUCAUGUGGAGCAGUGAGGGAAUCUUCUGGCCUCAGGAGUCUCCUCCCACUGCAGGCCACAUCGUGGGGCAGCAGCAGCUGACUUCUUAUCUGCAGAAGGCUCUAGACGUCGGCCCACGAAAUGUGGUGCUUUUCCUUCAGGACAAGAUGAGCAUGGAAGACUUCACCAAAUAUGGAGGCGUUUUUGGAAACAAGCAGGACAGCGUUUUCCCAAGUCUGGAGGGGGCUCUGAGGGUCGCCGUCUCCCCUCUGGUGUUGCCUGCUGUGUCUUGGCCUGCCUCUAACGCAGUGAUCAGUCAGCUGCAGGAUCAGCUGGAGACCUCUGCUCUGUACAUGGACCCGGAGACCCUGAGCCAGCUGAGGCUCAACGCUUCCUCUCCUGCUCUGCUCGUGUUUCGCCUCCCCUACAGCGCCGGGGCGGAUUUGAUGUCAACUAAGGACAUUCUCAGUGAAAACGAUGCAGUAAUCGGUCAGGUGCUGAGCAUCAUGAAAACCCAGUCGGUUCCAUACACAGCUUUGUACACGGGCCUGCAGCCCUCCGGGGAUGUGGUGUCUUUUUCGGUGGAGGCCGGGCUGGGGGGAGGACGCUCCCUGCUGCAGGCCAGGGGGGGCUACAGAGAGAGGGAGCGAGAGAGAGAGAGGGAGCGAGAGCGCAGGAUCAGAGAGAGAGCGGGCGUCUACCCUCCUGUGGAGUUUAAGGAGGAGGAGAAGACCUGCAUCCUGCUGUGGGCCAAAGGCCUUUCGGUGAGCAUCCUUCGAAGCGGACGCUGGGAGGAGCACGACCUGACCUCUUCCACCUUUGGUGAGGGUGGGAAUGUUUCACUCCACGGCUCCAGCUGUGACAAAAAUAAAGCAAGGUUGGUCUUAAACUAUAAGGGCAUCCUGGGCCAUCGUAGCUUUAAGCUCAUCUUUGCCAUGAGCCAGCGCCACUACAAGGUGUCUUCACGCCGCUGGUUUACGCUGGACUCUCUGGAGCUGGAGUACGAUGGGACCAAGGCAACGUUCAACGGAAGCCGGCAAAUUUAUGCUCCUGUUGAAUACUCGUACCGCUGUCAGUCUGUCACCAGCUACCGCUGGCCCCUGCUCGUCCCACGAUCUGCCAAGGACCCGGCCAAUCAGUGGAAAGUCGCUUUUGAGGACUUUCAGAUACAGGGCUUUAAUCUUAGCGGCAGCGAGUUCUCGUACGCCAGCGACUGCGCAGGCUUCUUCUCUGCCGGGAUCUGGAUGGGUCUGAUGACCAGUCUUCUCAUGGUGCUGGUGCUGACCUACGGCCUGCACAUGAUCAUGCAGCUGAACACCAUGGACCGCUUCGACGAUCCCAAGGGUCCGGCCAUCUCCGUCCCACAGACGGAGUAGUGCACGUUUGGGCUGAGCUCCCUCCAUCAUUCUGCCCCCCACAUUCCUCACCCCCCUGAUGUACUUGAUGUGAAAAUUAUUUAUUAGUGGUGUUUUUUCAGUUUUAGACACUGUGUUUGUGCAGUCAAAGAAUGACAGAGUUGUUUUGAGAUGGGUCCAGUUUUUGGCUAAAUUAUUAUUUUUGCGAAAUAUUAGGUCUCUGUAAGCACUUUCUCACGUACUGACGGGAAUAGUUCUCCUCAUAGAGUCAUGCUGUCUUUCAUCGGUCUAUAAAGCAAGAAAGGGAAAUGUACUCGGUAAAUGAUCAUUUGUAUAAAACAGAGGUUAUUUAUUAUUGAAAGUGAUGUUGUUUGUCUAAGUUAGUGUUUGAAGUGUGAGUUAUGUUGAAAAAAGAGUGAACUUUCACAUUCGAUGAGCUUAAUUACUGUUUUAUUGUUGCUGUGAGUUCAAUAAACCAUUUGUGAGAUAAA